Molecule: messenger RNA, 1431 nt
Organism: Triticum dicoccoides
Lineage: Eukaryota; Viridiplantae; Streptophyta; Magnoliopsida; Poales; Poaceae
Exons: 3
Coding region: 1-1431 (476 amino acids)
Source: RefSeq, a predicted model, not a curated record
AUGAAGUUUACCAUUGAAUCAGAAGAUGAAGCUGCUGGUCAAGAUAAGAAGAAGAAGAGAGCCAGAACCACUACUGCCCAGGUUCUUGGAAAUCCCUCUAUGAGGAGAGACUCUGAAGAGGAAGAAGAGGUUGCUGCACCAGCACCCAAGGCACAAAAGCUAAUGGGUGAUGCUAUUAAGUCAGGGGUUGCAACAUCAAAGCCCAAGGAAGCACCCAAAGCUGCCCCCAAGCCCAAGACUACACCAAAGAGGAAUACCAGGAGUAUUCCAGCUGCUGAGAAGAACAAGGCCCCAGUGCCUGAAGUUGCUGAUGAGGAAGAUGAUGAAGGACAAGUCCUGAGAAAGCUCAAGCCCAAGAUUCCAGACCACAAUGAUGCUCAUCCUGUGGCUGAGAACAUGAAGUUGAGAAAGGAUGCAGGACUCAGAUUGUGGAGGCUGUCAGAUCCAUAUGCUACCAGGAGAAGGACCGCUGUUGACUACAUGUUCCACACUAAGGAACAACAAGACUUCUAUGAGACAGUGAUGUUGGACAAGAAACCAAUAGUGUGUGAUAUGAGGUGGGUCGACUGGACCUACAUGAAGGAAAAUGAGGAACACUAUCCUGGAGUGCAAGAUAGUUUUGUUGCUUGUGGAGUUGCAGACUUUGUUGGGCAGAAGCUCACAAAGUGGAAUGAUGAGCUCAUUAUGCAAUUCUACUCCACAGCACACUUCUAUCCAGAUGGCAGGAUGGUUUGUAUGUCUGAAGUACCAACUAGAAAGCUAAUCGGCUUCCUCGUCUCGGAGCACGGCAUUGAGGCAAAUCCGGAGAAGAUCAAGGCCAUUGAGCGCAUGCACAAGCCAGCCCGGUUGCGCGGUGUCCAGAAAUUCACCGGCUGCUUGGCCUCGGUCAGCCGGUUUCUCAGCCAGCUGGGUGAGAGGGCCUUGCCCCUGUAUCAGCUGAUGAAGAAGACGACGUCGUUUGACUGGAAUGACCAGUCGGACGAAGCCUUCCAGGAUCUCAAGAGCAUGCUCUCCAUCGCACCCGUCCUGGCUGCGCCGACCAAGAAGGUGCCGAUGUUGCUCUACAUAGCCGCCACCUCGCGGUCGGUCAGCACGGUGAUGGUGGUCGAGCGACUAGAGAAGGGCAAGAUCCAGUCCGUCCAGCACCCGUUCUAUUACCUGAGCAAGGUGCUUUCCGCCUCCAAGCUAAACUACCCGCACCAACAGAAGAUGUGUUACGGCGUGUAUUUUACCACCAAGAAGUUGAAGCAGGAUUUCCAAGAGCAUGUUGUCACCGUUGUCAGCACGGCCCCCGUCGGCGAGAUCAUGGGUUGUCGAGAUGACUCUGGCCAGGUCGCCAAGUGGGCAAUCGAGCUAGCCGGCCACACCAUCCUCUAUGAGCCCCGCACCAUGAUAAAGUCCCAAGCUCUAGCCGACUUCCUCGUCGACUAG